CACCUGUGUGGGCGGCAAGCGCGCGCGCCUGCUGCGCUUAUCACGACCUGACGGCAAAUGUAACCGAGUGAAUCUUCGAAUAGUGGCGACUAACAAAUGCAGCCGCCGUGUUUAGGUUAAUGCUGGAUCCGACAGAUUUAGCGUUUUGAUUUCAGCGUGUUCAUGUGGCUGUGACUAACUUGUCGAGCUCGCUCGUCAACCCAGUCCAGGUGCGGAGCUAAUGACGUCCCCUGAGGUGCUGGUGACGCCAGCAGCGAACCAGAAAGUGAUGGAGCCGAUGUCGACCCGAUCCAGUGGCGGGAGCGAUGACGUCACCGACGACACGGCGUCCAUGGUGGACAUCCGACUGAGCUCCGAAGAUGAGAGUUCUGACUUUCAGGGUCAGUGUCUGGCUGCACCCCAAACUCCGGUGCCCACCUACAAACAGAGGUGCGACGAGUUCAAGAAAGUGUUUAAGGAGCUGUCAGAGACAGAGCGACUCUUAGUGGACUACCCAUGUGCUCUACAGCGGGACAUUCUCCUCCAGGGCCGUCUGUACUUGUCCCAAAACUGUCUUUGCUUCUACAGCAAUGUUUUCAGAGGAACUAAGAUUGCUCUGAGUCUCAAAGACAUCACCUCUCUGACCAGAGAGAAAAUGGCUCGCUUUAUUCCCAACGCGAUCUUGAUCUGCACAAAUUCAGAAAAGUACUUCUUCACCUCCUUCUCAGCCAGGGAAAAAAGUUAUCAGGGAGUUUUCCGGAUCUGGCAGAACGCCCUGCUGGACAAGACGCUCACCAAUGUGGAACUGUGGCAGAUGGUCAAACAACACUAUGGCAACGAACUGGGUCUGAGUUGUGAAGAGAUGGAGAGUUUAUCAGCAGAGUCAAGCAUGCAGACCAGUCUGACGAGGCCUGGCGGUGAUGAGGUUGUCAGGAUGGAGCGCCCUCCGUCCCUUCGGCUUUCUGGUGUAGAGCCCGGACCUCUGGAGACAUCGACACCUCAGGAGGACUUCCCCAGCCCUAUUAGCUCGACCAACUCCCCAAAUGUGGAAGAAUCUCGGCACAUUCUCUCACGUCGCAGUCCUGCGCCGUCGUUGGAUCGAUCGGUCCCGGAAAGAUCCUCCAAACACUCCAAUCAUUCUCUCGAUUUAAACGCAAAUGAGAAUGGUGUGUCUGGGCAAAGUGGUUCUGACAGCAUUGAGGAAGUUGUAGAGGAGCGAAUUGGUCCAUCACAGGUUGAGGGUCGCCUCUAUCUCAACAAAGUCUUCCACAUCAGCGCAAGCAAAAUGUUUGAGCUUCUCUUCACAGACUCCAGUUUUUUCCGCAGGUUCAUGAGUGGAAGGAAGAUGACACAGCCCACCUUUACGCCCUGGCAGAAAGACGCAUCAGGAAACAUGCAGAGGACCCUGAACUAUGUAAUAACCAUCAACAACCCCCUGAUUGGAAAAUUCUCUGCUGCCACUGAGAAGCAGAUGCUGUACAAAGAGUCCAAGGAGGGUCAGUACUACCUGGUGGAUGCUGAGGUGUACACUCACGACGUUCCCUAUCACGACUACUUUUACACGCAAAACAGAUACUGCAUCAUCAGCAGCUCCAAGCGGAAGUGUCGGCUAAGGGUCUACACUGAUGUGAAGUACAAGAAGCAACCUUGGGGCCUUGUGAAGUCCUUCAUCACCAAAAACUCCUGGAGCGGCAUUGAGGACUAUUUCAGGCAGAUGGAAGCCGAGCUGCUGGAGGAGGAGGCAGAGAUCAACCAGAGUGCAGGAGAUGCAGGGAAGAUGGGUGGGCUACGGAGGAGGCGGCGGGCUUAUAGCCGCACCUUGUCAGAACACAGCAAGCCCAACAAUCCAGAUCAUGAGCAGCACAGAGACGGAAACAUGGGCCCUACAGAAAUGAAUAGUCCUUACCGAUUAAGCGUGACAUCGAUAGUGGCUGUGAUGAGCGUCAUACUGCUGAUCCUCAUGGUUCUUAAUCUCGGCCUCUUCUUCAAACUCUGGGCCAUGGAGGAUAUCGCCCACCGCAUGUACGUGAGCACCAAGCAGCGGCUGAGGGAGCGGAGCGAAGCCAGCAUGCCACCAGAAUAUGGGCCGCUUCAUAAUCCAGGGUAUAGAAGCCAAGAGGAGGCACUUCUUCUGAAAACCGUCCUGCAGGACUCCAUUAGCCUCCUAGAACAGCUUCGCAGCUCUUUAGUUUUGUUGCAGCAGAACUUUGCACUGGACAAUCAAACCACUGCGCCACAGUGACGGCACAUUAAGACUCCAAAUGAGCCACAACACAGCAGGGAAAACCACGGCGACCAGCCUCCCAGGAAACCUCUGGUAUCCACCGACGCUGCUGACAUCCCCUGAUGCCCCGUAUCUCCUUAGGUAACAGGGCGGAGUAAUUGGGAUGUCGUGUUUUUAACGCCGCUGCAGGGACGACAGCGGCAUGGUGCGAUGGUGUUUCAAUGUGCCUUUCCUUUUCGUCUGGAGAAAAUAUUUUUGCUUUAUCAGAAAUCUCUAUAUAUUUAAAACCUCAGUUGUGUUUACAGUUUUUUUUUUUACAUUUUAAUUUUUGCACGUAUUCCUUUAAAUGAAUUCGUUUUAAGCUGUUUUAGCAGUAGAAGUUUUAAAUCUGCCAUCAGAAGUGCUGGUGAUGUUGGAGAAUGAUUGAACUGAUUAAAUCUCUAUGAACCGAGGAUAGACCUCAGUGUGGAUCUGUUGUAGACAUGAGUGUGUUUAAUUUAUUGAAUCUUAAUGCUUGAUCUAAUGUGAUUCAAAUAUCUGGAUGACUGUGUAUGUUCUGAGCCUCUUUUUGAAAAUAAAACACUGCGGCAGCA
This is a messenger RNA of Synchiropus splendidus (mandarinfish), 2796 nucleotides long. RefSeq names its product GRAM domain containing 1c (gene gramd1c). Gene Ontology annotation, molecular function: sterol binding; sterol transfer activity. NCBI's taxonomy places the organism in Eukaryota, Metazoa, Chordata, Actinopteri, Syngnathiformes, Callionymidae. Gene Ontology annotation, cellular component: endoplasmic reticulum membrane; plasma membrane; endoplasmic reticulum-plasma membrane contact site. The record is from RefSeq and is a predicted model, not a curated record. The transcript is spliced from 18 exons. Gene Ontology annotation, biological process: intracellular sterol transport. The coding region runs from base 221 to 2221 and encodes 666 amino acids.